ACUAUCCAGCUCCAGCAUUCCAGUGGCUUUAUUUGUAAAGGUUAAACAAGGAUAGGUUUUGUGUACGUUAUUUGGUCAUUUUUACUUUAAUCAUAAUUUUAAAGAUCUUAUGGCUUGAAAGUGAUUUUUAUGAAAAGAUAAAAAUGUCAGUUACUUUUGGGCAAUUAGUCAUCGGCCCACCGGGUACAGGCAAGUCGACAUACUGUCAUGAGAUGUCCAAAUUCUUGGCCCAGGUAGGCAGAAAAGUGUCAAUCGUCAAUUUAGACCCGGCAAAUGAAAAAUGCCUGUACAAGGCAGACGUCGAUGUAAACGAGUUGAUCACUGUGGAAGACGUUAUGUCUCAUAAAAAGCUCGGUCCGAAUGGUGCUCUCCUCUACUCGUUCGAGUACCUCGAAGAGAACAUACAAUGGCUCUUGGAUCAGCUGAAAGACAUUAAGGGCACAUAUGUCAUGAUAGACUGCCCAGGCCAGAUAGAACUUUACACUCACCAUGAGUCAAUUAGAAAUAUUAUAAAUAGGCUGAAAUUGGAUGGGUUCAAUCUUUGCGCUGUGUAUCUACUCGAUGCGCAUUAUUGCAACGAGCCUGGGAAAUUUGUUUCAAGCCUGAUGCUCACUCUUUCGACAAUGCUACACAUUGAACUGCCCCACAUCAACGUACUGACGAAAGUGGAUCUUAUGGCCAAGUUUGCGGAAAAACUGCCAUUCGGGCUUGAUUACUACACGGAUGUCUUGGACUUGAAAUAUAUCUUAGAGUACCUGGAAGAAGAGUGCGGCUCUACUAGAAUGAAGUUUCAUAAAUUCAAUGAAGCUUUGAGCGACCUUAUCGAAAACUAUGGGCUUGUUUCUUUCUUACCGUUAAAUAUCGUGGACAAACGUAUGAUGAACAAUAUAAAAAACAGUUUUGACAAAGCCAACGGCUACAUUUACCAUUCUAAGGAGCAAAGGCAUGUCCAGACUCUACUGGCAUGUGCUGUCGGCGCACAAACUGAAAAUGAAAGAAUCGGACUGGACAGGGAUCUUUAUACGACAACAGAUUAUCAAGAUACAAAUGAACCUUGAAAUCUAACAUUAGUUUGAAAAUAUAUAUUUUUUUACCA
Cimex lectularius (bed bug) is the source of this 1096-nucleotide messenger RNA. Its product is annotated as GPN-loop GTPase 2. Lineage: Eukaryota; Metazoa; Arthropoda; Insecta; Hemiptera; Cimicidae. The transcript has a single exon. Bases 144 to 1058 code for a protein of 304 amino acids. The record is from RefSeq and is a predicted model, not a curated record. Gene Ontology annotation, molecular function: GTPase activity. Gene Ontology annotation, cellular component: cytoplasm.